ACAAGCCACCCAUGAUGCUAGAGUCCUGGCCCCACUGCUGAGACCCUACAAUAACAUCCCCCCCAGACCCUACGCUGCCCCAUCUGCACCACCAGGUGUCUAACCGCAAUGAGACCCUACAAUAACAACCCCCCCCUUCUGAGGGAUCCUACGCUGCCCAGUCUGCCCUGCCCAGCCUCUUACCGCAGUGAGACCCUACAAUAACAACCCCCCGAGGGACCCUACGCUGCCCAGUCUGCCCGGCCCGGCCUCUUACCGCAGUGAGACCCUACAAUAACAACCCCCCGAGGGACCCUACGCUGCCCAGUCUGCCCUGCCCGGCCUCUUACCGCAGUGAGACCCUACAAUAACAACCCCCCGAGGGACCCUACGCUGCCCAGUCUGCCCUGCCCGGCCUCUUACCGCAGUGAGACCCUACAAUAACAACCCCCCGAGGGACCCUACGCUGCCCAGUCUGCCCUGCCCGGCCUCUUACCGCAGUGAGACCCUACAAUAACAACCCCCCGAGGGACCCUACGCUGCCCAGUCUGCCCUGCCCAGCCUCUUACCGCAGUGAGACCCUACAAUAACAACCCCCCGAGGGACCCUACGUUGCCCAGUCUGCCCUGCCCAGCCUCUUACCGCAGUGAGACCCUACAAUAACACCCUCCCCUGCUAACACCCCCCACCCGGUGGCGAGCCUACCAGCACAAACCCCUCCUCCCCAGCCACGACCCUCCGCUCACCCCAGCCCGAGUGCCAGGUGUCUGCCCCGGGAGCAAACUCCAGCGGGCGGGGCGGGGGCGGGGCCAUCCGGGGCGCCCCCCCGGUAUAUAACUCCCAGGCCCCGCCGCCCCCCCCCCAGUGGGCGCGAUGUGCACAGGGAAGUGCUCCCGGGUGGUGGGUGUGGGGCUCUGGCCCCUGGCCCUGACCUGCAUCGUCUGCAACCUGCUGCUCUGCUUCCCCGACUGGGACACCCAGUACGUGAAGGGCGGGGGCCGGCUGCUCACCCCCGAGGUGCUGUACCUGGGGGGCCUCGUCGGGGGCGGCGCCAUGAUCCUGAUCCCAGCGAUCCACAUCCAGGCGACCGGCCGGCAGGGCUGCUGCGGGAACCGCUGCGGGAUGUUCCUGUCCAUCCUCUUCGCCCUGGUGGGGGUGGCCGGUUCUAUCUACGCCGUGAGCGUCUCCGCCCUGGGGCUGGUGAACGGGCCGCUGUGCCAGGUGCGGGAGUCCAACGGCAGCCUCGGCACAUGGGGACAGCCCUUCCUCAGCACCGACGAGGAGCUCAGCAAGCAGAGCUACCUGUUCAACACCUCGAUGUGGGACACGUGUGUGAACCCGCCCGGCGUGGUCCAGUUCAACGUGAUCCUCUUCUCCCUGGUGCUGGCGGCGGCGCUGCUGGAGCUGCUGCUCUGCGGGGUGCAGGUGCUGAACGGCCUCUUCGGCUGCCUCUGCGGGACGUGCAACAAGAAACAGGCCAGGGACCCAAAGCAAACCCAGUACUGAGUCGAAGAGCUGCCAGUGCGACCUGAGGAGCCACGGCACGACCGCCCACCCACUCUGGAACCCUCCCUGCCCGUCACGCCCAGGAACCCAGGCAUCCGGGACCAGCCCUGCCUGGGAUCACGGGGACGCAGAGCUCACAGACAGUGUCGCCCCUGCAGUCUGUGCCGCCCGUGCAACACACCAAGCACCCCCUUACCCCGUGUCACCAGCCACCCCAAAUAAACCCGAGGGGCCGUGGGGAGCCGGCGCCCCUGGGGGCGGAGCGGGGAACUGCGGUCUCUGCUCUGGACAAAC
Mauremys reevesii (Reeves's turtle) is the source of this 1779-nucleotide messenger RNA. RefSeq names its product transmembrane 4 L6 family member 5-like. Lineage: Eukaryota; Metazoa; Chordata; Testudines; Geoemydidae. The transcript is spliced from 5 exons. Bases 853 to 1485 code for a protein of 210 amino acids. Gene Ontology annotation, cellular component: membrane. The record is from RefSeq and is a predicted model, not a curated record.